Polypterus senegalus (gray bichir) is the source of this 754-nucleotide messenger RNA. RefSeq lists its product as uncharacterized. NCBI's taxonomy places the organism in Eukaryota, Metazoa, Chordata, Cladistia, Polypteriformes, Polypteridae. The record is from RefSeq and is a predicted model, not a curated record. Bases 20 to 754 code for a protein of 244 amino acids. The transcript is spliced from 9 exons.
UAGUCUCUUAAUUUCAGUGAUGGCUGACCCUAAUGGCAAAAAUCAGAAGUCUCUGUUUUUUGUGUCUUUACCUGAAUUUCGAAAACUGUGCACUGUGAGGAUAUCUUUUUCAAGUAACUCUUCAAACAAUGACAUUAGAAGUAAACAGAUGAAAUUAUGCAGAGAACUUGUGCUCCUUUUUCCUGACAUUCUUGUUUCUCCAGUGCAAGAAACCUGUAGUGAACUGAUCACAAUAAUGUCUACACAGUUUUUUAAAACUGGAAACAUGCAGGCCUACACUCAAAGACAUGAAGUUCAGAUGGAUUCUCCUAAAAGAGUUUUUCCUGGUGAUCUUCAGACAUGCCUGUCAUAUACACUUAUAGCAAGACUUGCUCCGAACUGGAACAAAGCUGGCCAUUUACUUAUUCAAGGAGUGAAUUUUAUGACAGAAAGUGGAAAACAGAAUGCUAUUGGCAUGGAUCUGAAUGUUACUGAAACUCAGCUCUGUAUAAGUGUGGAGGUUAAUACUAUUCGUUUGCCACCAGCAAAGGAUGACAAGUUGGACUUAACAUGUGAAAAAAAGCGGAUAAAAGCAGCUGUUGAAGAUGUAAAUAUUCAAGAAUGUGCAAAAAACAAUCAGCUAUCGAAAGUUAACAGAUGUACACUACAAGCUUGGUUGAAGUUGCAUGGCAUUUUGGUGAAAACAAAGGAGAAGAAAGAAGAUCUGAUUUUUAAAAUAAUGGAGUUUCUUAAUAAAGCUAAACUCGAUAAAUAG